Messenger RNA from Myotis lucifugus (little brown bat), 2151 nucleotides. It is a transcript of the gene HOXC6, whose product is annotated as homeobox C6. The transcript has 2 exons. Gene Ontology annotation, biological process: regulation of transcription by RNA polymerase II; anterior/posterior pattern specification. Gene Ontology annotation, cellular component: nucleus. Bases 553 to 1284 code for a protein of 243 amino acids. The record is from RefSeq and is a predicted model, not a curated record. Gene Ontology annotation, molecular function: DNA-binding transcription factor activity, RNA polymerase II-specific; RNA polymerase II cis-regulatory region sequence-specific DNA binding. Lineage: Eukaryota; Metazoa; Chordata; Mammalia; Chiroptera; Vespertilionidae.
UGAUGAGGAAUCACUUCGUGGAAUAUCAAACCAGGAUUUCCUGUAGGAUUUCUGGGGACCCCCCCUGAGCUGGGAGGGAGCCCCUCCCAUGGAGAAAUCAAGAUGUAAUUUUAGAAGAGAGCAGAUAUAAACGAUGAAAUCGGAUUGAAAAUACAGAGAUUCCCCAGCCUGGCUCUGGCCACUGCACAGCAAAGUUAGCUGGGGCUGAGCGAGUGCAGCUCUCCUUCCCUGGGCCCCAAGGCCCUGCUCACGGACAUUCACCCUUCCUUCACCUCCAAAUCAGCUCCCUUACGUGUAUAUAUAUUUUAAAAAUCCAAGUCUUACUUUCAAAGCACACACUUAGUCUCAACUAGGGAAUCAACAGAAGCAGAAGCGAUUUUUUUCCCCCUUCUUGACAUCUGGCUUGCGAUUGGCUGGAAGGGGGUCAGCUGACUUUGUCAUUUUGUCUGUCCUGGAUUGGAGCCGUCCCUAUAACCAUCUAGUUCCGAGUACAAACUGGAGACAGAAAUAAAUAUUAAAGAAAUCAUAGCCCGACCAGGUAAAGGCAAAGGGAUGAAUUCCUACUUCACUAACCCUUCCUUAUCCUGCCACCUCGCCGGGGGCCAGGACGUCCUCCCCAACGUCGCCCUCAAUUCCACCGCCUAUGAUCCAGUGAGGCAUUUCUCGACCUAUGGAGCGGCUGUUGCCCAGAACCGGAUCUACUCGACUCCCUUUUAUUCGCCACAGGAGAAUGUCGUGUUCAGUUCCAGCCGGGGGCCGUAUGACUAUGGAUCUAAUUCCUUUUACCAGGAGAAAGACAUGCUCUCAAACUGCAGACAAAACACCUUAGGACAUAACACACAGACCUCAAUCGCUCAGGAUUUUAGUUCUGAGCAGGGCAGGACUGCGCCCCAGGACCAGAAAGCCAGUAUCCAGAUUUACCCCUGGAUGCAGCGAAUGAAUUCGCACAGUGUGUGUUUUGUGCCUGGAUCUCCAGGGGUUGGCUACGGAGCGGACCGGAGGCGCGGCCGCCAGAUCUACUCGCGGUACCAGACCCUGGAACUGGAGAAGGAAUUUCACUUCAACCGCUACCUAACGCGGCGCCGGCGCAUCGAGAUCGCCAACGCGCUCUGCCUGACCGAGCGACAGAUCAAAAUCUGGUUCCAGAACCGCCGGAUGAAGUGGAAAAAGGAAUCUAAUCUCACGUCCACGCUCUCAGGGGGCGGCGGAGGGGCCGCGGCCGACAGCCUGGGCGGAAAAGAGGAGAAGCGGGAAGAGACAGAGGAGGAGAAGCAGAAAGAGUGACCGGGACUGUCCCUCCCCCCUCCUCCUCCUUCGCCCCCCAGCGCCCCCUGACCACACGCUCUGUAUUUAUCGCUGGCACAACUGGUGUGUCUUGGCACCCUAAGGAGCAUUAGGGAGUCAGAUAUGGACCUGAAAGUAAACUCUGGACCCCCGCCCUCACCGCACAAACUCUCUCACUGCGCGCCGCCGCCUCUUCCUCCUCCUCCUUCUCCUCCUCGCUCCCUCGCUAGCUCGCUCCCGGCUUGUCUGCAGGCCCCUUCCCCCGCCCAGGCCUUGGGGGCUCUGUCCCUGAACCUCGCUUCAGACGCCCCUGUUCUCCCUCGAAUGAGGACUUGGCCUCCCACCCCCUCGGCGCCCCUCCCGCCCCUGCGCAGAGAGCCGGCUCCCGGGCCCGGGGCCUCCACUCCGGGGCCUUAGGGCCCGGCCUGGCGGCGGGGAGGGCGGGAGGCCCAAGGAGGGCGCGUCUUGGCCCCACAGACACCCCAGGGCCUCCCCGCAGCCCCUGCCCGGCCCCUCUGCCCCAGCAAAUGCCCAGCCCAGGCGAAUUGUAUUUAAAGAAUCCUGGGGGUCAUUAUGGCAUAUUACAAACUGUGACCGUUUCUGUGUGAAUAUUUUUAGCUGUAUUUGUGGUCUCUGUAUUUAUAUUUAUGUUUAGCACCGUCCGUGUUCCUAUCCCAUCUUAAAAAGGAAAAAAAAAGAGAGGGAAAAUUACAAAAAGAGAAAAAAAGUGAAUGACGUUUGUUUAGCCAGUAGGAGAAAAAAACAAUAAAUUUUAAAAAAUCCCCUCGUGUUACCCUCCUGUAUAAAUCCAACCUCUGGAUCCGUCCCCGAAUAUUUAAUAAAACUGAUAUUAUUUUUAAAAGUUUA